AUGACCAUUAAUCCCUCUGUUCUCUACUUGUCUCCUUCAGAAGCUCAGAGGUUACGUUUAGUGGAUGGAGGAAGCCGCUGUGCUGGCAGAGUGGAGUUAGAAGAUGAUGGUAUCUGGGGCACUGUAUGUGAUGACAGCUGGGAUCUGACUGACGCCAGUGUUGUGUGCCGGCAGCUGGGUUGUGGAUGGGCCAUUCAGGCUCUGAAUGCCUCUUUUUUCCAAAAGGGAACUGGCCCCAUCCAUUUGGAUGAAGUGAAAUGCUCAGGGAAUGAAUCUUAUUUGUUGGACUGUCCCUCUGAGAAGAAUAAUGACUGUGGGCACAAGGAAGACGCUGGCGUGGUGUGUUCAGAUCACCAGGAAUGGCGCUUAUCAGGUGGACUAGAUGCUUGUGCUGGCCGAGUGGAGGUCUACUACAAGGGGGUCUGGAACACCGUAUGCGAUGGCUCCCGGGGUUUACGGACCUCUACAUACCUGAACCCAGGAACACCAACCAGCCCUCUGCCUACUACACGUUUGGCUGUAUGUGAGAACUGGGACAACAAGGGACCAUCAUACCAGAUGUUGCUGAUCCUCUGCAUCAUCUUGGGCCUUCUCCUUUUUGUGGCCACGUUGACUCUUAUGGGUUUGCUGAGAAGAAAACCUAAUACCCUUGAUCGUGGCAUUUCCUCAGCUUCAUUAACUGCUCCAGUCCUAAUGAAUCAUAGCAUGCAGAUCUCAGGGAUGCCCACUGGAGUGAAUAAUGACUAUCGGGAAAUGCUGACAAGCUCUCCCAAAGGAGAAGCAAAAGCAGUGAACACAUCUCAUACUGAAGAGUCCAGCUCUGAUUAUGAACACUAUGAUUUCAAGGACAAACCACCAGUGGCACUCUCUACAUUCUACAAUUCUCUUCGGCACCGAGCAGCCGAUCCAGACAUUCCUCCAUGCAACAUCCCCAUGCCAGCUAUGCAGGAGGAAGAACCUACUGCUGAGGGAAGCUCCAGUACUUCCUCUGGAGAUGAAGAAUGGUACGAGAACAUCCACAAACUAGCAGAACAAGACAGGCUUCCAAGAAAUAAGCCUUCCUUUGGAGGUCUGACAACCGUUUCCCAAACUUUGGUGAACUACAAGGCCGGGAUUGAAUCAUCUAAUAGCAGUGAUUAUGAUGAUAUGUGGCCUUCUGAGUGUUAGGGGAUGAAUCUGUUCUAAGGUUGCAACUCCAUCUGCCCUGUUCUUAAGAAAGAGCUGAGAAUAGAAAGCCUGAGAUCAAAAAUUGACUUUUUGGGGGAGGGGGAUGGAGUGCCAUGGCUCAGAUACAAACUGAGGUUUCUGGGGUCCCAAUGCAGAGUAAUACCACUAUACGAUUAUGCUCAGAAAUGGACUUCUUUUUGCAAGAUCCUCUGUGAAGAUUCAGCCAUUGUAAGAGAAAAGAAACUGAUCCCAGAAUCGAACCACCUCCACAAUGAACUGUCAAUUCCUAGCCCCCUCCAGAGAUAAAAUGGGGUUAUUACGCUGUUUUGGAGAGAGGUUUGUAUGGGAGAGAUAAUCAACAUCUCACCCAUCUCACAGUGAUAUUACGAAAAUUUAUUCACUGGGACUUGAGGGCCUAUGAGCUUCUGAGAUAGAAGGUAGAGAAGAAAAAUAAAUUCUCUAUCUGCCUGAAACUCAAUAUUCACCAUACAGAUUCCAAUCCCAUUCCUGUUAGUGGAAAGAAUGCUCUGUUUGCCUGGGAGUGUUUAUUUCAAUGUUAGGCUUAAGGCCUGAAGGCACUGAAUCUCCGUACCACCCUGUGACUGUCAAACAGCCAUUAUGAAUGUAGUUGAUGAAACCAAAGAACAAGCAUCUAUUUGAACCUUCUGCUGGUUAUUUGUACAACUCACUGAAACAAGUUAGACCUUGGCACUUUGUAAUGUUUUCUCCAAUGAACAUAACUUAAAAUUAGAGUAAAACUGUUGUAUGGAAGGAUGGAGGAAUAUCCAUAAUUUGGUAUAAAGAGUGAGAACCUCUUGCUGGAUAGGUAAUAGUCCCUGAGAGAUGUUCCCUGGAUGUGCCUGUAGGGACCCAUUUACCCAACUUUCUUAAGCAAUUAAAGCAUGGAGAAGGACCAUCCUUGGGACAG
Sphaerodactylus townsendi is the source of this 2095-nucleotide messenger RNA. It is a transcript of the gene CD6, whose product is annotated as CD6 molecule. Gene Ontology annotation, cellular component: membrane. Lineage: Eukaryota; Metazoa; Chordata; Lepidosauria; Squamata; Sphaerodactylidae. Bases 1 to 1167 code for a protein of 388 amino acids. The record is from RefSeq and is a predicted model, not a curated record. The transcript has 9 exons.